GUAGUAUUUCGAAAAUGAGCGGCAAAAUGCGACGGAAAGAUGGCGCCUCGUUCAGAAGUGGUGCGCGUCAGGUCACGACGCAUCGUCGGCCGGCAGCAGCCAGCAGCAGCAGCGCCAUAUUGACAAAUAGGCGGUUGCUGUCGUACUCUAUAUAGAAUAGUGUAGUUUCAAUAGAAACCGGAAUACUACUACGCAUACGUUCGCAGAGAGACGUUCGCGGUUGUCGUGUGACGAGGGAGAGAGAGAAAGAGAGAGUGGAGGAAAAGAGAUAGAGCGAUCGAGGAAGGAGGAAGAACUGUAUGUUUUGUCCAUCUGUCUGUGCGUGCAUGAGUGUUUGUGUGCGUGCGAUCGUAGAGGACUCAGAAAAGUGUGGACGAAGAAGUAGAUAGAAGAAAAGUGGUGUCCGCCGCGGCUAUCGCGACCUCACCUUACUACUACUACUACUACCACUACUUUGCAACCAAUCAAAUCGACGACGAACUGUCGAACUGGUCUGUCAAAUCAGAGCGUUGUUGAAUUACGUUUUCCACCAUCCUGGAAGCAACACCACAGAUAUAUUGUUGCGUGCUGCUGACCGAAACAGAAAAAUAAAUAAAUAUUAAUAUACAUAUUUACACGCACACGCACAGCCAACAAACAACAUUCGUUUGUAUCGAAAGACGACACACUCACACACACGUACGAGAACGUCAAAUAAUACGUAUACACAUAGAAGAGACUGGUGCGCUCGCGCGCUCUUACACACACACAUACACUCACAUAUAUAUAUAUAGUGUAGAGGUGUGUGUAUUGUGAGUGUAUGCAAAAGUCGUCCCCUCCUUGGUGUGUGUGUGUGUGUGUGCGUGAAUAAGGAAAAUGAUCUAAUAAGCGCUGAAGUCUUCUUUCCUUCCCUCUAAUCCUGUUUGACUCUGGUGUUUCGAAUGUGCAUUGGAUUGGCUUCGCUCGUACACCGCACACCGCUGCAAUCGAAAAAGACGCACACACAACGGCGAGUGUUGUGUAGCGCUUCUUCUUCUUCUUCUACUCCUCCUCCACUGCCGCCGCCGCCGCCGCCACCUCUUUAUCCUUCCUCCUCUGUCACCCAGUCGUCGUCGUCGUCGUUCUCGUCCUCGUCGUCGACAUAUUCGUACAGCAGUAGCAGCAGCAGCAGCAGUCGUUCGUUUCAUUUAUCGUCGUCGUAGUCGUCGUUUUCGGUGAAUCCGCUUAACGUAAUGGGAUUAAGUGCGGCGCAAACGGAGCCACUGUAAAGGAGAGAGAAUGUUACUGUUCAAAACUGAACUGCACCACACCCAAGUGACAACCGGAGUGCACUGCGAUCCUCGUCGCCACCAAUAACCCCAAAUCAAGCGCAGCAGCCGAUCACCUUCAUCAUUAUCAUCAUCAUUAACAUCGUAUCGUAUUCGCAAUACAAGUUAUUCACAUCAUUACAAAAUCAUCGUCAUUGUCGAGAUUUGCUAUUAUUGUCCGUCGAUCCGCCGCUCUGUUGUUGUUCGUCCGGCGCAAGCAAGCGCUGCUGCUCUGAGGACGAGAAGCAGGAGCAGUAGUAGUAGGAGGAAGAGGACACGUAUCAAUCGUAUCCCAGUUUUGUGGCAGCAGAGAGGAAAAGAAAAGUAAAAGCAAAUCCGAUCAAAUUGGAUUCUCCUCUCCACUCCGGUACGUGAAAACAGGUGCACCUAACCCUACUAAAGAGAAGCGACUCAGCCGCCGAUCGUCGUCGCAUCAGCAAUCGCGAUCGACAUCAUCAUCAUCAUUAUUGUCAUCAUUCCUCCUACCUUUGACUCUGGAGACCGCGUGGAUGCGAGCGACGUCGAGCCCCAAGUCCAUCCACCAAAAGUAUGACCAUGUCCUGUUGCCAAUCAGAUGAAGUUAGGGAACAGAAGCGCAUCAACCAGGAGAUUGAGAAGCAGCUCAAAAGGGACAAGAGAGAUGCCCGGAGGGAACUCAAGCUGCUCCUGCUCGGAACUGGAGAGUCGGGAAAAUCGACGUUUAUCAAGCAGAUGCGAAUCAUCCAUGGCGCUGGUUACUCAGACGAAGAUAAGCGGGGCUUCAUAAAGCUGGUCUAUCAGAAUAUAUUCAUGGCAAUGCAGAGCAUGAUACGGGCGAUGGAUCUGCUCAAGAUCAAGUACGCUGAAACGAGCAACAUUGAGAAAGCCGAACUGAUCCGAGGCAUCGACUUUGAGUCGGUGACGACGUUCGAAACCCCGUACGUGGAUGCCAUCCAGGACCUGUGGAACGAUUCCGGUAUACAGGAAUGCUACGACAGAAGAAGGGAAUAUCAACUCACCGAUUCUGCAAAAUACUAUCUUUCGGAUCUUGACAGAAUACGGGCCGGCGACUAUUUACCAACGGAACAGGACAUCCUGCGAGCACGAGCACCCACGACGGGUAUCAUAGAAUAUCCCUUCGACCUGGACUCUAUCAUAUUUAGGAUGGUAGACGUCGGCGGACAAAGAUCGGAAAGAAGAAAGUGGAUCCAUUGCUUCGAGAAUGUCACCAGCAUCAUCUUUCUCGUCGCCCUGAGCGAGUACGACCAAAUCUUGUUCGAAUCCGAGAAUGAGAACCGCAUGGAGGAAUCCAAAGCAUUGUUUAAAACUAUCAUCACGUAUCCAUGGUUCCAACAUUCGUCCGUGAUUUUAUUUUUAAACAAGAAAGACUUGCUCGAGGAGAAGAUCAUGUAUUCGCAUCUCGUCGACUAUUUCCCGGAGUACGACGGACCGAAGCAGAAUAACGUGCUGGCCCAAGAGUACAUCUGUAAGGUGUACCUUCGAGAGAAUCCGGACCCGGAGAGGAGCUGCUACUCUCAUUUCACGACCGCCACAGAUACCGAGAACAUUAAGCUCGUGUUCUGCGCCGUCAAGGAUACCAUCAUGCAGACCGCCUUGAAGGAAUUCAAUUUAGCUUAA
Nicrophorus vespilloides is the source of this 2903-nucleotide messenger RNA. It is a transcript of the gene Galphaq, whose product is annotated as guanine nucleotide-binding protein G(q) subunit alpha. Bases 1836 to 2903 code for a protein of 355 amino acids. Gene Ontology annotation, biological process: adenylate cyclase-modulating G protein-coupled receptor signaling pathway; phospholipase C-activating dopamine receptor signaling pathway. Gene Ontology annotation, cellular component: heterotrimeric G-protein complex. The record is from RefSeq and is a predicted model, not a curated record. The transcript is spliced from 8 exons. Lineage: Eukaryota; Metazoa; Arthropoda; Insecta; Coleoptera; Silphidae. Gene Ontology annotation, molecular function: GTPase activity; G protein-coupled receptor binding; guanyl nucleotide binding.